AUAACAAUAAUACAGUACACAAAUUGUGAAAAUUAAUAUUACAAGUUUUUUAAUAACAUUGAUACAUGCAUAUAUUUUAUAUUUUAAGAAGGAAGUCGACUCGACGUAAAAAAAAAUAUUUUACUUCAUAAUUAUAUUCGCUUUAAUAGAACUAUUACGAUUACCAAUUAAAUUAAUACUAUUGAUCAUACCUUAUUGUAAUAUUAGAGCAAUGUUGACGGCAAAGCUAAUAGCUCUUGAUUAUCCACAGGUUGACACAAUUGACAUAAAUGAUGAAAAAUGCUUGCGUGAAAUUGUAGUUUGGUUAGAGAUUAAUAAACUAAGUCUAUUUAAACCUAAAGACUGUGCAGAGUUAAAAAAAAUUAAUUCUACUACUUGGGAAUCAACAUUUAAAAAGUACUGUACUUUGUGUUCAAGUCCUAUAAAAAGUACUCAACUUCAAGAACAUUUAGAAUGGCUAUUGGGUUUUGCAAUAAGAAAAGAAUAUACCAAAAAUAAACAAGAUUAUGAAUCAAAAACUAAAGAAGUUCUUAAUAGUGUUACUGAUGUACCAAUGGUUGUACCAUCUAACAACCCAAUUGAUAAUUUGGAUUGUAAUAGCCAAGAAUUUAAAGAAGGUGUUGAAAAACUAGCUGACUUAUUAAAUAUUUCCAAACAUCCAAAUCAUCUUGUUACAUUAGAAGCUAUUCGUAAUUUAGUCUGCAAAAGACUUAGUGAUGAUUGUAUAAAAAAUCCAUCAUCUGUUCUCCCUAAGGGAGAACCAUUUCCACUAGACCUUGUAAAAAGUUUUAAAAAUAAGUCCAGUAAUCCAGCUGUUGAACAGGCUUUGAAGGUUUUAAGACUUGUUCAAGUUCACAAGCUACGGGAUUUACAAACCUGUAUAAAUGAAUGUAUAGUUUCUAUGCAGCAAAUUACAUCUAACCCAAAAACUGAUACUAAACUUGGAAAAGUUGGUUAUUAAUAAACUUAAGAAUAAUUAAGUAGUGAAUUCUUAAUGUUUUUAUUUAAAUAUUACUUUAUUUAAUCAUAAAAUAUUUUAAUCUCUCAAUUUUUACAAUAUAAAGUAUAUAAUAUUAUUUAAAUACUUUACUGUUCAACAAAAUGCUAGUUUUAAAAAAUAUUGAUAAUAUAUUCUCCUAAUAAAUGCUUAUAACUCAU
This is a messenger RNA of Daktulosphaira vitifoliae (grape phylloxera), 1158 nucleotides long. Its product is annotated as RNA transcription, translation and transport factor protein. Lineage: Eukaryota; Metazoa; Arthropoda; Insecta; Hemiptera; Phylloxeridae. Gene Ontology annotation, biological process: tRNA splicing, via endonucleolytic cleavage and ligation. Gene Ontology annotation, cellular component: tRNA-splicing ligase complex. Bases 212 to 961 code for a protein of 249 amino acids. The transcript is spliced from 6 exons. The record is from RefSeq and is a predicted model, not a curated record. Gene Ontology annotation, molecular function: RNA binding.